Molecule: messenger RNA, 1102 nt
Organism: Coccidioides posadasii C735 delta SOWgp
Lineage: Eukaryota; Fungi; Ascomycota; Eurotiomycetes; Onygenales; Onygenaceae
Source: RefSeq, a predicted model, not a curated record
AUGAAGCCUCCUCCUCACACUUGGUCGAGGCUGUCGCUUCUCUCACCACCACCUCGUCGCAGCAAGUCAACGGCAGCAUUCGACAAGACCCGCGUCAAUCAAACCCUCUCGCUCCGCGACGGGCGCACCCUCGGAUACGCAGAGUACGGCUGCCCAUCGGGCUUCCCGCUCCUCUUCUUCCAUGGCUUCCCUUCCUCGCGCCUCGAGGGCUGGGCCCUCAGUCACGUCGCCCACCGCCGCAACCUCCGCAUAAUCACGCCCGACCGCCCCGGAUUCGGCCUCUCCACGUUCUACCCCGGCCGCCGCAUCACCGACUGGCCCGCUGACGUCCACGCCCUGACGCAGCAUCUGCGCCUCUCGCGCUUCGCCGUCCUGGGCGGCUCCGGUGGGAGUCCGUAUGCGUUGGCGUGCGCGCACGCGCUGCCGCGUGAGUCGUUGGCCGCGGUCGGGCUUUUGGCAGGAGCACCGCCGUGGAUAGCGGGCACGCAGGGUGUGUCCCUGUCGCGGCGGAUAGCAUCUUCGGCGGCGACGCACUGGCCGUCGGGUCUGUUGGCGUUGACGGAUAUGCUAGUCGGCAUGCUCAGAUGGAUGGUGACUACUGGUCCCGUCAAAAGAGCACUGGAUACCUGGCUACAGCAGCAGAAUGCCAAGACCGACGGCGCUGAGGCAGGAAGCUCGUCGACCGAGGAGGACAGAGAGCGGGUUCUACAGCUUGGAUUUGAAGCGUUUGCCCAGGGUGCUGGAGGGUUCGUGCAGGAGACGCGGCUGUUGACGCAUGAUUGGGGAUUUCGGUUUGAAGACGUAAGAUAUGACAAGAUUCAGAUCUGGCAUGGUGCGAAGGAUGCCAAUUCGCCGGUGCGGAUGACGAGAUAUAUGGCGGAGCGGCUGCCUCACUGUGUGCUACGCGAGUUCGAUGGUGAUGAUCACUACACUAUGGUUCGUCAUCUGGAGCAGAUCGUAUCGGAGUUUGUUCCAGAAGAGAUGACGAGCGAAUAUAACGGCAAGACAUCAUGAUGCUUUCUUUUUUUUUUUUUGUCGAGCUUGGUCGGAGUGGACUGAGCGUUGUACAGUACAGCUUCUAUAGAGUCCGUUCAUAGAACAU